Molecule: messenger RNA, 358 nt
Organism: Staurois parvus
Lineage: Eukaryota; Metazoa; Chordata; Amphibia; Anura; Ranidae
Source: the annotation of a GenBank genome assembly
GUGGUAUUGCAUUAAGAAUGCGAACCUGGAUUUAUUGAGCAUAAAAGAGUGAGUUUAUUGGUGGAUAACUAUGGACAGGGGCGGACUGACAACUCAUGGGGCCCCCAGGCAAUAGGGGAUCAUGGGACCCCGUGUCCUUGCCCAAACUCAAAAAAGCCUAUGAAGAAGGUACCAGGGGCAUCUCAUGGGGUCCCCUACUGACCCCAGGCCCUCGGUCAGUGCCCGAGUUUCCAAAUGGUCAGUCCCCUGACUAUGGAGGUAUUGUUAAAAGAGAAGAGUACACACUAACAGAAAAUUGUGCAAAAAAUACCGCUUUCAAAGCGAUCAUACAUUAAUCUGAUCAUAAGUAUCAUAGCAU